Messenger RNA from Xenopus tropicalis (tropical clawed frog), 3635 nucleotides. It is a transcript of the gene nhlrc2, whose product is annotated as NHL repeat containing 2. The transcript is spliced from 11 exons. Lineage: Eukaryota; Metazoa; Chordata; Amphibia; Anura; Pipidae. Gene Ontology annotation, biological process: cell redox homeostasis. The record is from RefSeq and is a predicted model, not a curated record. Bases 57 to 2222 code for a protein of 721 amino acids. Gene Ontology annotation, cellular component: cytosol.
GUACGCUACGAUUCGCCGUUGCUAGGCGACUAUGGGCGGAGACGAGCGCGGAAAAGAUGGCGGCUGCCAGUGGGACUCUCCUGUCUCUGUUGGGCCCACAGGGGGAGCUGGAAGCCGCGCUACGGGAGGCCGGGGAGGCGCACAAGGAGCAGUUGGUGCUGGAAUACCUGGGGAAGGUGUCCGGCCGGGCCGGGGAGCUGCGGGUCCCAGAGUUUGUGCCUGAGCUAGAAUGGCUGAACACAGAAGGCCCAUUAUCUCUACACAAAGACUUGCGCGGGAAAGUAGUGGUGCUGGACUUCUUUACAUACUGCUGCAUUAACUGUAUGCACGUGCUGCCCGACCUGCACGCCCUGGAACAUGAAUACUCUGAUAAAGAUGGACUUGUUAUUAUUGGGGUGCACUCAGCCAAGUUCCCGAAUGAGAAGGUUCUGGAUAACAUUAAGAGCGCAGUUCUCCGGUACAACAUAACACAUCCGGUGGUUAAUGAUGCCGACGCCACCAUGUGGCAGGACCUGGAAGUCUCCUGUUGGCCGACCCUGGUGAUCCUGGGACCCCAAGGAAACCUCCUAUUUUGUAUCAUUGGGGAAGGCCACAAGGACCAACUCUUCCUCUUCACUUCUCUUGCCUUGAAGUUCUACCGAGAGAGAAAUGAAAUAACGGCGGACGGGAUACCAGCGAGGCUGUACAAGGAUUCCCUGGCUCCUUUCCCUUUGCUUUUCCCUGGGAAAGUGGCUGUUGACUCCGCGGGGGAGAUAUUGGUGAUAUCGGAUACCGGCCAUCAUAGGAUCUUGGUUGUAAAGAACGACGGGCAGGUUCUGCACACAAUUGGAGGGCCUAAAAGUGGAAGACGCGACGGCAGCUUUUCCGAAUCCUCUUUCCAUUCGCCCCAGGGAGUGGCAAUUAAGGACAAUGUUAUAUACGUGGCAGAUACAGAGAAUCAUUUGAUCCGGAAGAUCGACCUGGAUGCACUAACUGUCAGCACUGUGGCCGGCACAGGGAGCCAGGGUAACGAUAAAGAGGGAGGAGCUCAAGGAGAGCAGCAGCCAAUCAGCUCUCCGUGGGAUGUGACGUUUGGGGUUUCAGGCGGCAGCGAGCAGUGCGUGCUGUGGGUCGCCAUGGCCGGGACGCACCAAGUCUGGGCCCUGUUUCUAGAGGAUGGAAAGCUGCCAAAAGGGAGCGCCUUCCCUAAGGGAACGUGCGUUCGCUUCGCCGGGAGCGGAAACGAGGAAAAUCGAAACAAUUCGUACCCCCACAAAGCCGGUUUUGCGCAGCCGUCCGGCCUUACUGUGUGCCCGGAGGAACCCUGGAGCUGUCUGUUUGUGGCUGAUAGUGAGAGCAGCUCCAUCAGGAGCAUCUCGCUGAGAGACGGCGCAGUGAAGCACCUUGUGGGCGGGGAGAGGGAUCCAAUGAACUUAUUUGCCUUUGGGGACAUGGAUGGAACAGGGAUCAACGCCAAACUCCAGCACCCACUGGGUGUCUCCUGGGACCAGAACCAAAACGCCUUGUAUGUGGCUGAUUCUUAUAAUCACAAGAUAAAAGUGGUAGAUCCCAAAUCCAAGCGCUGCAGUACCGUAGCUGGCACAGGGAAACCCGGUAACACAGUCGGGCAGAGCUUUUCCGAGGCCGCGUUCAAUGAGCCCGGGGGGCUGUGCGUCGGAGGUGAUGGCCGAUCGCUGUUCGUGGCAGACACCAAUAAUCACCUGAUCAAAGUGUUGGACCUGGAGGCCCAGACUGUGUCGCUAUUUCCCAUAAUGCUCAGCGGAGCACGUGAUGUUGUGGAUAGUGCAUUGCCGGCCAAACUCCACCAACCAAAGUUGCCCAAGUCGGCCCCGGUCAUUCAGCUUACUCCAAUAAUGGCGGAACCAAGCAAGACGGUUGAGUUCUUACUGCAACUGCAGCUUCCGGCAGGGUCAAAAUUCACUGAAGGGGCCCCAAGCUUCUGGUUUCUCAGUGCUGCGGACUGUGAGUGGCUCCUUAAGGGACAGACGACACAGGGAGAGAUCACAAGCGUCUCCGUUCCAAGCCGGAUAGCCGUUCGGAUCCCAGUGGAAGCGGCAGGGCUGGGGGAGACAGUGCUGAGUAUCGGUGCCUUCGUGUAUUUCUGUAGUGGCGACGCCAGUGCCUGUAUGAUGAAAGCCGUGUCGUUCUGCCAACCCGUGUGUAUAGGGACGUCCGACAGCACCAAGUGCCCUCAUUCAGUUGCACUAACUUACUCCUUCUAACUGCAAAGCGUCAGCUCCAAACCAAAGAGUCUCUGCUGCUCCGCUCUCCGGGGGUCAGUAACGCUCACUGGCACCCCCCCCCCCCCAGUUAUUAUUCUGCAGGAACCAAUCACAGCUACUCUUAUUGUGAGUAUCAGAACUGCCCCAGCUGUAGCACUCACUAUCCAGGUACCGCUCUAGGAACCAUGAUGCACUUGUGACUCGUUAUUUAUUUCCCUUAUAACCUCAAUUUCAAGCACUAGCCAUUUUAUAAAGUCAAUAAUAUCUAUAUAUCUAUAUAUAAUUUUUGAAUUUCACAGUUUUGCCUUAUCAGUAUCAGCACAGUAAAGCCUAUCCGGUAAGCUGGGCAGGCUCACUUUAUGGCAGCUUGUAACCUCACCAUUGCUCUAUAAAUAAAGGGUGAUGAUGAUUUCCGGCUGCAUUCAUUGGUCACAUUCCUUGUGGCUUCCCAUUGGCCAGCAUUUCAUGGGGGUGGAUUAUAGGAUCCGGCCCAACCUUGAAUCCUUCGGCCAAAUCAUGGAUUUGAUGCAUCCUUAAUACUUAGGGAAGGGUUUGAUGGAGGACUAGGGUCAGCACCGGCAGCCCAGACCCGAUCCCCCUAGGGUUCUCCCCCGAGCCACUGGUCUCCCUCGUCCCAUUGGGGGGUGCAGGGGCUCCUGAGGCAGUAGCCCCAGUGGGCCCUGCACCCCCCAGUCCAAUCCUGUGCAGGACUAUUCCCCCAUUCGGCACCUUAGGCUGUUGAAGUGAGUCUGCCUAGCUUGGUAGGUAGGUUAUACAUAGGUUACUAUCGACAGCAAUAAAAAGCACCGUAAUUCUAUUACCCCUUGAACUCGGAAUCCUGGCUUAUUGCCCCGGGAGCUACAGUUUGGCUCCUUAGUUCCUAAUAUUUAUGUUACAGUGAAGGUCGGACAUUCAGUAGUCGCACCUUUUUGUGUAGUGAGAAUCUGUUUGAACUGUAGAAUCAGAACCAAGAAAUUCCCCGUGCCUUAGAAUUCCCAAGCGUAGUGCAAUAAUACUGCCUAUUGCAAUGGGGCAAUUUGCACUGUGCAAAGACAUUUAUUAUGGGGCCAUGUAAUAAAAGGCACAAAGUUUGCCCGGGAGCAGCAACACAUAACAACCAAUGAGCAGGUAGCAUUAAUGGUCACCUGUUUAAAAACAAACGUCUUAUUGGUUGCUAUGGGUUACUGCUCCCGGGCAAACUUAGUGCCUUGUAUUACAUAUGGGGGUAAGUGUAAAGCCCACACACUGCUAUGUAACCAAUAGGCAGAACUGAAUCUUUGUUCCCCCAAUGAUAAGUGAGCCAAUGUGAUGCACUGUGUGUUUGUGCUCCUAUUUUGGACCUGAUACCACUGUAUAAGUUCUGGUUCUGGGCCAUUGGGUCAGGCCGCUAAAUACAGCAGGUUCUUCCUCUGA